Molecule: messenger RNA, 2029 nt
Organism: Hydatigera taeniaeformis
Lineage: Eukaryota; Metazoa; Platyhelminthes; Cestoda; Cyclophyllidea; Taeniidae
Source: the annotation of a GenBank genome assembly
GUUUACUACAAUUACGAAAGGGAUGGCAGAUGCAGUAGUUGAAAAUGGCUAUGCUAGCUCUUCCGAGAAAUUCAUCGACAACAUAGACUCUGAUGACCCAGAGUAUAAGCGACAGCUCAUGAGGCCGGCCGAAAUCAAAGAAGACUUAAAUUUAAUGUCACAGCGCCGUCGUGUUUCUCUAGUACUGAAUUCAGAAUCGUUUCGGAAAGAACUGGAGGAAAUUAUUGAGAGUUACACGCGAUCCCAAGAAUCAGUUGUGUUGAAUUCAAGUCUCCUCUCCCUUCAACAUUUGGCUGAUCUUUUUUCGACAAUCCCUGGGAAGCGUCCUUUGACUGGAGGUGGUUUCGCUAAGAGUAAUCAAAACGGAAUCAUUCCUAUUAACGAUUUGCGUGGCGUCGACACUGGGUUAUAUUCCCGAAGAGAACGUGUAUAUCGUUGCAAAUUAGCCUCGGUGUAUCGACUGAUUGAGCUGUUUGGUUGGAAUACCAGUAUUUAUAACCACGCCACUGUUCGGUUAAGCCGGAAUGAGGAGCAUUUUCUAAUAAACCCCUUUGGGCUACUCUAUCACGAAGUGACUGCGUCGUCUCUGAUCAAAGUAAAUAGCCACGGUGUCGUGCUUGAUCCUGGGUCAACUGUUCUUGGUGUCGAACAGACUGGGUGGCUAUUUCAUUCCGCCGUCCAUUCGACUCGUCCUGACAUUCGUUGCAUCAUUCAUUUGGGCACACCGGCAACGGUUGCUGUAUCCUGCAUGAAGGCGGGUCUGUUGCCUUUGUCACAAGAGGCUAUCAUCCUGGGCGAUGUGGUCUACUACACUCCGCAACGUCCACACCCUGACGACUCAACCCUGCGACUGGCCUCCCUGGGUGUGGAUCACUUAGUGCUCCCGAACCAGCAGGUCCAGAAGAGGACGUACGAAGCGUGGCGCACCACAGAGUUGGGCGGCGUGUCAGGUCCAGAGGCGACAAUGGCUAUUCGCCUUGCGCACGCACGCACUCUCUCGCUCUCUCGCCACAACGCUAACGGUACCGACGCAGGCUAUUUAUCCGACUCUUCUUUGGUCGCGCACACCGCCUCUGCACGGCCUUGGCGUCUUGGUGAAUUGGAGUUUGAGGCCCUCAUGCGCCACCUUGACAACGCCGGCUACAGAACUGGCCACCUCUACCGACAGGAUGCUGCGGUUAGUCCUCGACCGUCUCGAAGAACACUGGAUAGAUCGGGUGCCGUUAUAGGAACCAGACGGUUUGAGGACGUCGAAGUGCCACCCUUCACGUCUUCAGCGGCCACUGCCAUUGCUCAGUAUUACGACGAUACCGGGGCCUUUUCUGGCGACGAAUCUGACGCUCCUAGACCGGGUGGUCAAAUGGUGGUCAGUUUAUUUUCCGCUGUGCGAUUUAGAACACUUCGACGUCAGUGGUCUGACCAGCGAUGGCUUAACACACCGAACAACUAUACAAAGGAGGUCUCGACUCUGCCAGGCCGUCAACCCGUAGCUCACUGGGUGUCUAGUCGUGAGGCAUUGCUACAUAUGGAGAUUUCUAGCGGCAGAUUACCUCCUCCUACACCAUUCCACCCUCUCACGCCUGCUGCAGUCCCUUUAGGAACCACAGGUGCUCAAAGCAACACUCCCUCCAGUGCUUUGAACUUCAACCGCUUUGCACCGCAGGGCGAUGAUCCCAAGGAACUCAAGGAGCACCAGAAGAAGGUGCGUGAGAAAUACUACAGAGACACGAACACCGCGGGACCGCAGUCGCGUCUGCUGGAAGGGUUGACGUGGGAUGAGGCACGUCGCAUUCGUGACGAAGCUUUAGCUAAAGCCCUCGGUCCUGGCGCUGUCUCCGCCUCCCUUCCGGGCUCGCAUUCCACCAUUGCGGCGGCCAGCAAGGCCAUUCUCCAUCGUGACGUUCGUGAUGCCGCCGUUGUUUACGAGGGUGUCUACACGAAACAGAACCCUUUUGGUCAAGUAACAGACGAGGAAUUGGAGGCCUAUAAACAAGAAAUUCAGAUGAAGAGCAAUCCGGCUCUCUACGCU